Phymastichus coffea is the source of this 3723-nucleotide messenger RNA. It is a transcript of the gene egg, whose product is annotated as histone-lysine N-methyltransferase eggless. Lineage: Eukaryota; Metazoa; Arthropoda; Insecta; Hymenoptera; Eulophidae. Gene Ontology annotation, molecular function: protein binding; histone H3K9 methyltransferase activity; DNA binding. Bases 278 to 3601 code for a protein of 1107 amino acids. The record is from RefSeq and is a predicted model, not a curated record. The transcript has 12 exons. Gene Ontology annotation, cellular component: nucleus. Gene Ontology annotation, biological process: negative regulation of gene expression; heterochromatin organization.
GACGCGAGCGGUAAGAUAUUGCGCUCAUUCCUUAUCUUUGUUCUAAAUCAAAAACACUUGAAAACGAUAUUUGUUAAUUUAAUGUAAAUACUAAAAUGUAACUCUUUCGUACGUUUGUAAACGUUUCAAAAUGAAGCGUUGAGUAUUUUACAAAUUAAGUAUUAAACUUGCAGUGUAUUGAUCGAUUAAACUAGCAUGUGUUUACACUUUUAUUGACAAUUUGUUGAUUUUGAAAGAGAAAGUUAGUUAUUGAAUUAACGAUCCACAAUUUACAACAAUGUCGAAUACCAAACCGGCAGAAGUCAUCGAUUUAGAUUCCGACGAUGACGUCCAAACUGUGCAGAAAGACAAGAAAAAAAGUUGUAAUACUAACUGCAUUAAUUUCACAUGUACCUCUGGUCAGGACAUGAGGCCUGCACCAUCCUUUGCUAUUGCAUUUUAUGGAGUCAACACUACCAAAAAGAAGAAGAAACGUCAUAUCUGCAAGAUUUGUUUUGAUAUCGCCUUAAAUCAUCAAGAACAACUAGUAAAUGCACUAUUGGAGCACAAACCACUGCUACAAUGUGAUUUCCCAGAUCAUACAAUGGAAGUUGAGAUUUCUGAUAGUGACGAAUCUGACGAUGGAUCAAAUAUUAAAGAUAUAUACGUGACAGAAGAUGUAUUAGAAGACUUUUCUAAAAGAGUAGAUCAAACAUUGAAAGAAGUAAUGAAAAAAUAUGACAUCAAUUAUCAAAUUGAAGAGGCAACGACAGCUCUUAAAAGUGAAUGGGAUGAAAUUGAUGAAAAAAAUAAGGCUUUGGAUAAAGACAUUGCAGACACAAUGACUAAGCUAGAUCAACUGCGUGCAUCAUUGUAUACUGAAUUCAAACCAACUAUUACCAUGGAAGAAGAGUUAAUAAUUGAUGAUACAGUUUCAAAUACCUCCAAUUAUCCUUUGGUGGCAACUAAGAAAGUCACUCAAGUUCGGGCACCAAUUAAACAGCAACCACACGAUAGUCAACCAGAGAUUUUACAAGAAGUUGAAAGGGAUAAUCGUUUAAUUCAUGUUAUGGACUUACCUCCUAGUGGUCUUUUAAUUAAACCUGUACCAGAGAUUGACGACUUUGUGUUCACUAUAAAGCAUCCAUUAUUUCCAUGGGUUAAAGGAAAGGUUGUAUCAAUUAUUUCCAAAAAUCCUAUGCAGUACAAAGUCAAAUUACUCCAAAAGAAAUAUGCUGGUCAAGUGAAAACACUAUCUGGCAAACAAAUGGCCUCUAACACUCCUAGUCCAGUUAUUAUCCCUGUUGGUACUCGAGUGGUAGCCAUUUUCCAAGAUCUCAACUCCAGUAACUACUACAGUGGAGUUAUUGCUGAACCUCCAAAGAUAGUCAAUAAAUUCAGAUACUUAAUUUUUUUUGAUGACGGAUAUGCUCAGUAUGUCAAACACAAAGACAUAUAUUUAGUCUGCGAUAGCUCUCCUCGCGUAUGGGAAGAUAUACCUAUGGAAUCUCGUGAUUUCGUCAAAAAGUACCUCGAAUCUUAUCCAGAGCGACCAAUGGUUAAGUUACAACAAGGUCAAGUAGUGAAAACCGAAUGGAAUGGCAAAUGGUGGAUCGCGCGUGUACGUGAAGUCGAUGCAAGUUUGGUACAAAUGCACUUUGACGCGGAUAACAGAACCGAAUGGAUCUAUCGUGGAUCUGCAAGAUUGGGACCGUUGUACUUGGAAUUAAUGAAAGCUAAUCUUAGACAACAGGGUUGUCACUCAUCAAUCAAUACACCUAGACGAGCUGCUGUCAAUAACAAAAACGGACCUUAUGUCGAAUACACGUCGAAUGCAACGGACGAGCGCGAUGCUCUUAUGUCCGACAAGAGCAAACAAGUUGCUACAGUCGAGGGUGCCCCAACUCAAGCUGCAGUUCCACAACAAAGCCGGGCUGUGGCCCGAAAAAGUACUGCGAAGAAACCAAGUCUUCCAGAAUCUCCAGCUGCAACGCCUUACAAUGCUAAUAUGGAGACAAAGUCUUCUCAUAGUAUUGUUUAUUACCAGACACAAAAUAAGAUACAAACGAAAAAGUUCGUACCACACCGUUGUGGAUCUGAUUGUGUCAAAAGUAUCUCCUUCACGCCAGAUGAUCUACGCGGUUACUCGCCAUUGUCUAUUCCUCUGCUAUGCGGUUGGAAUCGACAACUAUGCAAGUUCCCUAAGAACAAAAAGGUCAUUCUUUAUCAAGCUCCUUGCGGCGUUCGUCUUAGGAAUAUGGAAGAGCUUCAUCAGUAUCUGAGACUGACAAAGUGUCCGAUGUCGGUGGAUCUGUUCGAAUUUGAUUUCUGGGUGCAUUGUUUGGCAGAAUUUGUACUUGACAAGUGCUUUGUCAAUAUUAAGGAUUUAAGUUAUGGCGUUGAAAACGUACCGAUACCCUGUGUAAAUGAGAUUGAUCACGCGUACCCAGACACUAUCAAGUACACAACGCAACGUGAACCGUCAGAAGAUGUGCACAUGAAUCUCGAUCCGAACUUCUUGUGCAGCUGUGAUUGCGAGGACGAUUGCGCCGACAAGAACAAAUGUCAAUGCUGGCAACUCACCAUCCAAGGUGCUACACUUGGUGGUCGUGUACCCAAUGCUGCUGUCGGCUAUGUGUAUAAAAGGUUACCGGAGGCUGUUACUACUGGUAUUUACGAGUGUAAUUCUAGAUGCAAGUGUUCUGUGAAAACGUGCCUGAAUCGAGUAGUUCAGCACCCACUUAAUUUGAAACUUCAAGUGUUCAAAACUGCACCAAGAGGUUGGGGAAUACGUUGCCUCAAUGAUAUCCCACUAGGUUCCUUUAUUUGCAUUUAUGCUGGACGUUUGCUCACGGAACAAGGAGCCAACGAAGGCGGCAAAAAUUACGGAGACGAGUACUUGGCUGAACUCGACUACGUCGAAGUCGUCGAGGGUAUUAAAGAAGGCUACGAGAGUGACGUGCUGGAUCCCGAAUUGGCUCUUGAAGAUUCUGACUCUGAAAAAGAGAAGAACGAGAAAAAGGACGACGGAUCAGAUUUGCAAAAGGCUCCUUCUAAUGACUCUGAUGAUGACUUUAGUAUUGAUAAAAAGCUGCAGAAAAAUCUGAAUAUCGUCGACGAAGAUGAAGAUUCGAGGUCGUCUUCUAUCAGGAGCAGACUGAGAAAGAGAAAGAAAGCUGAAGAUAAUCUGACUUCUGACAAGUCAGAAGACGGCAGUGUGUCUAAGGAUGGACAAGAUAAAGCAGGUAGCGAUGAGGAAGAAGCCGUUCGUGAACCGAGUAAAUUUGAUCUCGCAGUCGACACGACGAAAAUUGACAAAGCACAGUUCAAAUCAGUCAGAGACUUCUUCGGAGAAGACGAAGCUGUUUAUAUUAUGGAUGCUAAGACUACUGGAAAUAUUGGACGUUAUCUUAAUCACUCUUGCGAUCCAAACGUUUUUGUCCAGAACGUAUUUGUUGAUACCCACGAUGUGCGCUUUCCGUGGGUCGCUUUCUUCGCUCUUAGUUACAUCCGAGCUGGCCAAGAGCUAACUUGGAAUUAUAGUUACGAUGUGGGAAGUAUACCUGGUAAAGUUAUUAUUUGCAGAUGUGGUGCCAGUAACUGCAGGGGACGUUUAUUGUAAAGAUCUCAACGUUUUAUUAUAAACAGUGUUAGUUUUACUUUCAAAUUAUUCUUUUUUAAUACUGUACAUAAUUUGCAUUGAAAAUAAAAAGAUCAUUGGAUAAAUUGAACUCGAAUUUUAAA